Molecule: messenger RNA, 1282 nt
Organism: Spizellomyces punctatus DAOM BR117
Lineage: Eukaryota; Fungi; Chytridiomycota; Chytridiomycetes; Spizellomycetales; Spizellomycetaceae
Product: NAK/MPSK protein kinase
Exons: 5
Coding region: 91-1095 (334 amino acids)
Biological process (GO): protein phosphorylation
Cellular component (GO): Golgi apparatus; cytoplasm
Molecular function (GO): ATP binding; protein serine/threonine kinase activity
Source: RefSeq, a predicted model, not a curated record
GAAUUUCGGAGGAACCGUCUCAGCCCCGUCGGAGAUUCGCUCUCUUCAUUCUUCAACCAUUCUCAUCCUUUUCGCUUGUCAUCUCAACAUAUGCCCGCCUUCCAAUCCCUCCACAUCUCCGAACCUAUGGGAGCAUCAAGUUCACGUCUCUCCACACCCUUCCUCUAUUUCAGUGCAUUCUUGGCAAGCAUCUACACAGCAUUCAUGAGCUUUUUUUCCCGCUUCAAACCAUCUCCAGUUCUGACACUUAACGCACGACGUCUUCGCACCGUCAAACCACUGGGCGAAGGAGGGUUUUCCUUUGUAUACCUCGUUAAAGAUGAUGCUGGUAGCUUGUUUGCAUUGAAGAGGGUUCGAGUCCAAUUGCCAGAGCAUGAGGAACGCUUGCGGAAGGAGAUUGAGGCACAUAAGCUUGUUAGGAGUGAGCAUGUCGUCACGUUGGUGGAUUCUAUGAUCCUUAAGGAGGGUGGAAGUGUGGUGGAGGGCCUCUUACUGCUACCGUUUUACGAGAAGGGAACGGUACAGGAUCUUAUAGAUCGGACACCUCUCAACGAAUUCAUUCCUCUAAAAACCAUCCUGAACCUCGCAGUGGAUGUGUGCGCCGGUCUCACUGCCUUCCACACACAAGAUCCACCACUUGCCUUCCGCGACCUCAAGCCAGCGAAUAUUCUCAUAUCCGCGGAGGGACACGGUGUGUUGAUGGAUCUUGGAUCCGUUAGCGAAGCGCGAGUCAAAAUAUCGUCUCGAAGGGAAGCUCUGGCAUUGCAGGAAUUAUGUGCAGAAACGGCUACUGCACCAUUCCGUGCGCCAGAGCUCUUUGAUCCACCGUCGAAUGGAGAGAUUGACGAGAGGUCGGAUGUGUGGGCAUUGGGAUGUACAAUCUAUGCAAUGGCUUAUCGCAACUCUCCGUUCGAUGGUAGCAUGACAGCAGCCGUUAGUGGGCGACUGUCGUUCCCGGGACGAGACCCUUAUGGUGCCACGUUCCGUGCAUUGAUUGAAUCAUGUACUGUUACGGAUUGGCGGGUAAGACCGUCUAUCUCUGAGGUUCAGGAAAGAUGUAGGGUAUUACUGGAGACUGAAAAUGGGCAAGUUUAAUGCUUAUGUGGGAUGUUUCUUUUAUCCAAUAGAAUUGUUGUAGUGCUACGUGCUUCGUAGUGUGCAGACAAAAAGAAAUGUCAGUCGAAAUAUUCAACUGAAUUCUCAGCAAAAAUGACAAUAUGAAAGUAAUUGUAUUCGUGUAUAUCAUACAUGCGCACUUGGGAAGCAAUCAAGACCAAAUUAC